Messenger RNA from Carassius carassius (crucian carp), 1291 nucleotides. Its product is annotated as calmodulin-1. The transcript is spliced from 6 exons. The record is from RefSeq and is a predicted model, not a curated record. Bases 125 to 574 code for a protein of 149 amino acids. Gene Ontology annotation, molecular function: calcium ion binding. NCBI's taxonomy places the organism in Eukaryota, Metazoa, Chordata, Actinopteri, Cypriniformes, Cyprinidae.
AAGCAGGGGGAGGAGUUUAAAGGCGACCAUUAAAGGCGCGUCAAGCUCUGUUUGAGUGAAUCCUGUUUGUUUGCCAGCUGUGGACUGUUGUUCUGUGUGGAGAUACAUCUGUUAAAACAGCGAGAUGGCUGACCAGUUGACAGAAGAGCAGAUUGCCGAAUUCAAAGAGGCUUUCUCACUGUUUGACAAGGACGGCGAUGGCACCAUAACAACCAAAGAGCUAGGAACGGUCAUGCGCUCGCUCGGACAGAAUCCAACAGAGGCUGAGCUGCAGGACAUGAUCAAUGAAGUGGAUGCUGAUGGAAAUGGGACGAUAGACUUCCCCGAGUUCCUGACCAUGAUGGCGAGGAAGAUGAAGGACACAGACAGCGAGGAGGAGAUCAGAGAAGCGUUCCGUGUCUUUGAUAAGGAUGGGAAUGGUUACAUCAGCGCAGCUGAACUGCGUCACGUCAUGACCAACCUCGGAGAGAAGUUGACCGAUGAAGAGGUUGAUGAGAUGAUCAGAGAAGCAGACAUUGAUGGAGACGGACAGGUUAACUACGAAGAAUUUGUACAGAUGAUGACGGCGAAAUGAAGGCCUUGUACAGAUCCUCUCUCUUCUAUAAAUAAUUUGCCUUUUUUCUGUUUAAUUUAUCUGUAAAACGUUAAGUCCCCUCCCCUUCCUUGUCCCGGCUGUCCAAAGGAGUUGCAUGUAAACUGCAUAGGAUCUUCAGUCCUCAUGUCCCUUUCUUUUGCUGUCAUCGUGUUUUUUGGAGUGGCGAUGCGGUUACACGAUCAGGUGCUUGUUGCCACGAAGAGGGGGCUGUGACGUGCAAAAAAAAAAUCCUUGCGUCAUGUCUGUCUGCCCUCCUCAUGCAUAGCAAGAGUGGAGACCUGCCAGCUGGUUGUCUCUUGGCAGCGACGCUGGCAUGGCAUCAAUGUAGAGGCGUAACUCUGCAUGGACUAUGGACAAAGUAUAUUAUAUAUAUAUAUAUAUAUAUAUAUAUAUGAAAUUUCUCAGCAUUGCACUACUGCAAAAAAAAAAAGAAAAAAAGACACGGGUGUAUCUACAAGAUACUCAUACAUAAACUCUUUUUGUAUCUGCUGUUCUAUACCAAGAACUUGUUUGAAUCUUACAAUGCUUUUUAAUGUCUUAUUCACUUAUUCACACUAGUUUUCUUUUUCUUUCUUUACUUCUUAGUUUCUUUUUUUUUUUUUAAAGCCACUUAAUGGCAUUGUCAUGCCUCAGAUAGUCCAUUCCAAGUUGUAUAUUUGUUUUCCAAUAAAAUUAACUAUUUACCCAUACUGAAAA